Diplodia corticola is the source of this 318-nucleotide messenger RNA. RefSeq lists its product as uncharacterized. The record is from RefSeq and is a predicted model, not a curated record. NCBI's taxonomy places the organism in Eukaryota, Fungi, Ascomycota, Dothideomycetes, Botryosphaeriales, Botryosphaeriaceae. Bases 1 to 318 code for a protein of 105 amino acids. The transcript has a single exon.
AUGGAAGAGCUUGUACUGCUCGAGCCUGGCGAGGUGGAUGAUCCAGAUGUCGUAGAUCCAGAUGUUGUUGACUCAGAAGUGGAAGACCCAGAAGCGGAAGAUCCAGACGUUGUUGAUCCGGAAGUGGAAGACCCAGAGGUGGAAGAUCCAGACGUUGUUGAUCCGGAAGUGGAAGACCCAGAGGUGGAAGAUCCAGAUGUUGUUAAUGCACUAGACGUAGUCGUCGACGGAGUGAGUGAUUGGGAAAUUGACGAACUCGAACUUCCGCUGGUUGUAGAAGCUCCAGUCGAGCUUGAAAAGCUAGACGUCGACGACUGA